Molecule: messenger RNA, 3802 nt
Organism: Diceros bicornis minor
Lineage: Eukaryota; Metazoa; Chordata; Mammalia; Perissodactyla; Rhinocerotidae
Gene: SLC20A2
Product: solute carrier family 20 member 2
Exons: 11
Coding region: 494-2455 (653 amino acids)
Biological process (GO): phosphate ion transmembrane transport
Cellular component (GO): membrane
Molecular function (GO): phosphate transmembrane transporter activity
Source: RefSeq, a predicted model, not a curated record
CACACAUGAUGCAUAGCAGCGAGUUCCUGCCUGCUGCGCCGGGGCAGUUAAUUUUAGCCAGGAUUUGUUCUAUGAGUUGUAAAACUGUUUACCCAAGUAGAAGUUAGUAAGCUGAAAUGUGACUUCUCGGCCUAGUGUGAUGGGAUAUCUAUUUUAGACUUCAGAUUGUGUUUAUGAUCCGGAGAGCAGUCUUCUGAAGAAUUGCUGCUCAGAUUUCCUUUGAAAGUACUUGAGGAGACAUCACAGCUUUCCCAGAUUGGGAGGAAAAAUAUGGAAUGUGUUUUACUGCUGACUGAACACAACCAAAUGAACUGUACUGACAGGAGUUUGAAAACCAGCAGUUAGCAGUUUGUUUAGGCUCUGACAUUGUCCAGCACUUUCCAGAGCAAACUCAGUUUACAAGAACCCUCGGCCUUACGACGUUUAUAACCUCAAGCUUCAUUUAUUUAAAAUAUUUCUGCAAAAGAAAAGUACCUGGAGCCCACUUUCCAACAUGGCCAUGGAUGAGUAUUUGUGGAUGGUCAUUUUGGGUUUUAUCAUAGCUUUUAUCUUGGCAUUUUCUGUUGGUGCAAAUGAUGUUGCCAAUUCAUUUGGUACUGCUGUGGGCUCUGGCGUGGUGACCUUGAGACAGGCGUGCAUUUUGGCUUCAAUAUUUGAAACCACCGGCUCAGUGUUGUUGGGAGCCAAAGUAGGAGAGACCAUUCGAAAAGGUAUCAUUGAUGUGAACCUGUACAACGAGACAGUAGAAACACUAAUGGCUGGGGAAGUUAGUGCAAUGGUUGGUUCAGCUGUUUGGCAGCUGAUUGCGUCCUUCCUGAGACUCCCGAUCUCGGGAACUCACUGCAUCGUUGGCUCCACUAUAGGGUUCUCACUUGUUGCCAUCGGUACAAACGGCGUGCAGUGGAUGGAGCUUGUCAAGAUUGUUGCUUCUUGGUUUAUAUCUCCACUGUUGUCUGGUUUCAUGUCUGGCGUGCUGUUUGUACUGAUCAGAAUUUUCAUCUUAAAUAAGGAGGACCCUGUUCCCAAUGGCCUCCGGGCACUUCCAGUGUUCUAUGCUGCUACAAUAGCAAUAAAUGUAUUUUCCAUCAUGUACACAGGAGCACCAGUGCUCGGUCUGGUCCUUCCCAUGUGGGCCAUAGCGCUCAUCUCCUUUGGGGUUGCGCUGCUGUUCGCCCUCUUUGUGUGGCUCUUUGUGUGUCCGUGGAUGCGGAGGAAAAUAGCAGGCAAAUUACAAAAAGAAGGUGCUUUAUCGCGAGUCUCUGAUGAAAGCCUCAAUAAAAUUCAGGAAGUGGAGUCCCCAGUGUUUAAAGAGCUACCAGGUGCCAAGACCAGUGACGACAGCACAGUCCCUCUCACGGGGCCGGCGGGGGACACGGCUGGGGCCUCGGAGGGUGUCUCGGCGGGAAACCACCCCCGGGCCUCCUACGGAAGGGCGCUUUCCAUGACUCACGGCUCUGUGAAAUCGCCCGUCUCCAAUGGCACGUUCGGCUUUGACGGCCACACGAGGAGUGACGGUCACGUGUAUCACACCGUGCACAAAGACUCGGGGCUCUACAAAGACUUGCUGCACAAGAUCCACACAGACAGGGGCCCCGAGGAGAAGCCGGCACAGGAGAACAGCUAUCGGCUGCUGCGACGGAACAACAGCUACACUUGCUACACCGCAGCCAUUUGUGGGCUGCCGGUACACGCGACUUUCAAAGCUGCUGACCCGCCAUCCGCGCCAGAGGACAGCGAGAAGCUGGUGGGGGACACUGUGUCCUACUCUAAAAAGAGACUUCGCUACGACAGCUACUCGAGCUACUGCAACGCGGUGGCAGAGGCUGAGAUCGAGGCAGAAGAGGGAGGUGUGGAGAUGAAGCUGGCGUCGGAGCGGGCAGACCCUGAGCAGCCUCCAGAGGACGCUGCGGAAGAGGAGAGGGAGGAGAAGGACACAGCCGAGGUCCACCUCCUGUUCCACUUUCUGCAGGUCCUCACUGCGUGCUUUGGAUCCUUUGCUCAUGGGGGCAAUGACGUGAGUAAUGCCAUUGGUCCCCUGGUAGCUUUGUGGCUGAUUUACAAACAAGGCGCAGUCCUGCAGGAAGCGGUUACCCCCGUCUGGCUGCUGUUUUAUGGAGGAGUUGGAAUUUGUACAGGUCUCUGGAUUUGGGGGAGAAGAGUGAUCCAGACCAUGGGGAAAGACCUCACUCCCAUCACACCGUCAAGCGGCUUCACCAUUGAGCUGGCCUCGGCAUUCACCGUGGUGAUCGCCUCCAACGUCGGGCUCCCCGUCAGCACCACGCACUGCAAGGUGGGCUCGGUGGUGGCCGUGGGCUGGAUCCGCUCCCGGAAGGCCGUGGACUGGCGCCUCUUCCGGAACAUCUUUGUGGCCUGGUUUGUGACUGUCCCCGUGGCUGGGUUGUUCAGUGCUGCUAUCAUGGCGCUCCUCAUGUACGGGAUCCUUCCAUAUGUGUGAUUUGUCUUCUUCCCGCCGGUAAACAGGGGUAGUCUGCUGUGGGUAUGUGUGAGAGGUGUGUACCCACACUUCACCCCCGUACACGCGUCCUGCCCACACACAGGCUGUCUCCCAGCCAGCUUCUCCGUGUCCCUUUCAGGUGGUUCCAAACCACACUGUUCACCUAGGCUGUAGAGGGUCAUCCUUCAGAGCUAACUUAACUACUGUACAUACUAAUGUGUGUUAAACUGGUGUCGUGGUGAUAUAACGUGGUGCAGUUACUUAUAUAUUAAAUAUAUAUUGUAUACAUAGAAUAGGUAGCAUUAUUUGAGACAUAUUCAAAAUGGGAGUGGAGAUAAUUGCCUAGAAUUCAAUAUUCAAAAAUCUUUGAACAUAAUGAUUUCAGUGGCAAAUUUUAAGAACCUUUUAAAAGGAAAGUGUAGAUUGGAAAAUGAUAUUUUUCCCAUUUAAUAUACUGUAAGAUAAGUGAGAUACAGGAUGGAUGAAACAAAUUUGGGAAGGUGUGUACGUACGUCAGCGUGCUAUCGAAUAAUACUGGAGCAGGAGUUCACAAGUGCUUUCACUGAAGAAUUCGUUCCUAUACUGUGUGUUGAUUAUGUAAUAUAUCAUAAUUGCUUCUGUAAAUACUUAAAACUGUAAUUUUUUAAUGGUGUGCUUCCCUUAUACUUUUUUGAUCAGAGGAUUUUGGAAAGUACCAAAGAAGCGGGGGAAUAGUUUGCCAGUAUUAUAUCUUCAUAUUGUCUGUCUCCCCUUCUCAUUAAUCCUACCCUUAACCUGGGAUGUGGCAACACCCUGCUCUGACCUGCCCCGGAGCAGUGUGGAUGGUGAGGCACCAGCCCCCACUGUGUGCACGUCCCACUGUGGAUUCCCCACCCCACCCCCCACAGCUGCCACAUCCCAGAGGCUGGCUGGCCUUGCAUCGGCCUGUCGUCGUCGUCCGUGUGUAGAAUGUACAGAUGUAAGGGCGUGUGGUCAAGCACUACAUUUCAAGUCCAGUGCACAUUGUCACCCCCAUUCUCCCCUGCAGCCUGAGGAACACGAUUCUCGUCUCAAACACUGAGGCGAGAGCUUUGAGAUUCUAGAAACUCGUGGGGCGGGGAGUUGAAAUAUUAGACAAUACACUGGAUUUGAGGAUUUCCUUGAGGCCUUUACUAAGCUGAACAUUGAUGCUCUGCUGUAGUCCCAGCAGAGUCGUCUUUUUUGAUAGCGGGAGGGAAGAAGUACGACUAAUGUUAGAGCCUGAAACUAUGGAAAUGCUGCUAAAAUUUUUAUAUUGACAAACAUUUUCUUGGUACUUCAUUGUGAUUUUUCAUUAAUCAACCAUAUUAAAUUUAUAAUAAAAAAUGC